CGGCGCUUCGUCUCCAGCAUUUCCCCCACUCGUGACAUCGUAGCAAAGAUCUGAGACGACCUCAAAGUCCGAGAUGAAGGACAAAAACUGGACCUGAAAGAGGAGGAGAGGAAGGGAAGAGGAGAGAGACGCCAGACAUGAUCCAGUCCAAUCGCUCCAUCCUCUCUAUGUUCUGCUGCUGCCGCUCAGCUCAGAAGAGGGAAUUCCGCUCCCGUGGACGCUACCAGGUGGAGCGGUCCAGGAGGAAACUCCCCCUGCCUCCUCCUGAGGGCGAGGGCGGCGUAGGAGAGGGAUUAGUGAGCGUCGUCGCCAUGUACGACUUCGUCGCCAAGGAGGUCACCGACCUCACGCUCAAACAGGGGGAAGAGUACGUCAUUCUUCACAAGCAGGACCAGCUGUGGUGGCGAGCGCAGGACAAUCACGGGAAUGAAGGCUUCAUCCCCAGCAACUAUGUGACGGAGAAAAACAGAAUCGAGGCAAAUCCGUGGUACUGUAAGAACGUCACCAGGACAGAAGCGGAGCGGCUGCUGAGACAGGAGGACAAAGAGGGGGGUUUCAUCGUGCGGGAGUCCAGUCAGAAGGGAGUCUACACUGUCUCUGUUUACACCAAGACAUCAAGUCCGACCGGGGAUAUUCGACAUUACCAGAUUAAAAAAAAUGACGAUGGGAAAUUCUUCUUGGCUGAGAAAUUCACCUUCAGCUCCAUCCCUGACGUUAUACACUAUCACGAACACAACGCAGGAGGUCUGGUGACUCGACUGCGUUACGCUGUAGGACCGAUGGGGAGGUGUGUUCCUGCCACCGCAGGAUUCAGCUCAGAGAAGUGGGAGAUCAAUCCUAGCGAGCUGACCUUCAUGAAGGAGGUGGGCUGUGGUCAGUUUGGAGUGGUGAGGCUCGGCAAGUGGCGGGCCCAGCAAAGAGUGGCCAUCAAGACCAUCAGGGAGGGAGCCAUGUACGAGGAGGACUUCAUCGAGGAGGCCAAGGUCAUGAUGAGGAUGUGCCACCCAAAGCUGGUUCAGCUGUACGGCGUAUGUUUGCAGCGGCGCCCCCUGCUGAUUGUGGCCGAGUUCAUGGAGAACGGCUGCCUGCUGAACGUCCUGCGUCAGAGGGGAAGGACUCUGAAGGAGGCCUGGCUUCUGUCGAUGUGCCAGGACGUCUGCGAGGGGAUGGAGUACCUGGAGGCAAACUCUUUCAUCCACAGAGACCUGGCAGCCAGGAACUGUCUGGUUAAUGAGCACAACGUGGUGAAGGUCAGCGACUUCGGAAUGACCAGAUACGUCCUGGACAACCAGUACACCAGCUCCAGUGGAGCUAAGUUCCCAGUGAAGUGGUCUCCUCCGGAAGUUCUCCACUACAGCAAAUACACCAGCAAGGCCGACGUCUGGUCCUUCGGUGUGCUGAUGUGGGAGAUCUUCUCCGAGGGCCGGACUCCGUUUGAAAACCGCUCCAACCUGGAGGUGGUGAACGACAUCACCGGUGGGAUCCGGCUGUACCGGCCGCACCGCGCAUCGCAGCAGCUGUACGCCAUCAUGUACCGCUGCUGGCACGAGACGGCUCAGGGACGGCCGCCGUUCUCCGAGCUGCUGGAGGAAAUCAGAAAAGUAGCAGAAAAUCCAGACUGACACAAAAUAUCUGUCUUUCUGUUAACAUGAAUUUAUGUUAUAUAGUUUAUUCCUGUAAAUAAAUGUGUUUUUUUUAAUUAAAAUGUUAAACGUACUGUUAACACAGUAAAAUAGUGUAGCUGAAAAAUACAAGUAUGACUGUGAAUUUAAAACUGUUUGCUUUGCACCUAAAGUUGAUUUUGCACACAUGGAGCUCCUGUUCAUAAACAUUUAUGUAAAGUACGGUAGAAACUGUUUUUUUAUGCAUCAAAUAAAGUCUGUAAAUAUACAGGACUGUCUCAGAAAAUUAGAAUAUUGUGACAAAGUUCUUUAUUUUCUGUAAUGCAAUUAAAAAAACUAAAAUGUCAUACAUUCUGGAUUCAUUACAAAUCA
Messenger RNA from Cololabis saira (Pacific saury), 1994 nucleotides. RefSeq names its product TXK tyrosine kinase (gene txk). Gene Ontology annotation, biological process: B cell receptor signaling pathway; T cell receptor signaling pathway; adaptive immune response. The record is from RefSeq and is a predicted model, not a curated record. Gene Ontology annotation, molecular function: protein binding; non-membrane spanning protein tyrosine kinase activity; ATP binding. The coding region runs from base 138 to 1622 and encodes 494 amino acids. Lineage: Eukaryota; Metazoa; Chordata; Actinopteri; Beloniformes; Belonidae. The transcript is spliced from 16 exons.